CUUACUGUCCCGACAUGCAUUGCGCGUUUCCGGUGGCAGUCCCAGGAGCAGGAUGAGCCGCCACACCGAGAGCAGGGGCCACAAGAGAGGGGCCCAGAGCCAGGAUGGAGAGGCUGGAGGAAGUAGCUGGGAGCAGGCAGAUCUGGGCGAUCAGGAGCGGACGCAGAAAUUCCUACGGCUUAUGGGGGCCAGCAAGAAAGAACACACGGGGCGUCUGGUCAUCGGAGACCACAAGUCCACGUCCCACAUCCGGUCAGGUGCGGAGGAUCGGAAGAUGAAUGAUGAGCUGGAGUAUCAGUUUCAGCAGAGUAUGGACAGUACAAUGUCCGGGAGGAACCGGCGCCAUUGUGGGCUCGGAUUCAGUGAGUGCAAUAGCGCUGACGACAAGCCGGCAGAUCCUCCUGAAAGCUCCCCCAGCGAGGAAAGUUCAUCGGACCAGAGCACCAGUGACGGCUCUGACAGUGAGGAUUACUCCGACACAGAGAGAACAGUCAGUGACAAAACCAGCAAGAAAUACAGCAACCCUGAGAAGAACCGAGACCCAAAGAAGUACAGCAAUCCUGAGAGGAACCCUGAACCUGAGAAGAACCGCGAACCCGAGAAGAACCGAGAUCCGAAGAAGUACAGCAAUCCUGAGAAGAACCGAGACCCAAAGAAGUACAGCAAUCCUGAGAUGAACCGUGAACCAGAGAAGAACCGCGAACCCGAGAAGAACCGAGACCCAAAGAAGUACAGCAAUCCUGAGAGGAACCGAGAUCCGAAGAAGUACAGCAAUCCUGAGAGGAACCGUGAACCUGAGAAGAACCGCGACCCCGAGAAGAACAGAGAUCCGAAGAAGUACAACAAUCCUGAGAAGAACCGCGAACCCGAGAAGAACCGAGAUCCAAAGAAGUACAGCAAUCCCGAGAAGAACCGAGAUCCCGAGAAGAUCUGCGAUCCUGAGAAGAAGCGAGAACCCGAGAAGAACAGCGAACUGAAGAACAGCAAUCCUGAGAGGAACCGUGAACCCGAGAAGAACAGUGAACCAGAAAAGAAACCAUCUAAGUGCAACUACAAGAUGCAGUUUGUCAAAUCCACCAGCUCGUAACACAGUCUGUGCUGUGGGAAGUUGCAGCUGAUGUAUCCCCCCCCAAUGCCAUGUUUUCAGGAUUUCCUUAAUCACGGGUGAAGUUGUCUAAACCUAAACGUUCACACUGAGAUGAACUUGUUUAGCAGAGGGUAGAUAAACUACUGUUUGCCCCGUGGCCCUGUGUAUACUGAUAGAAUAUGGGAAGAUUUUGGCUCUAGCUGGAGGGAGGGAUAUCUGCGGCAGAGCUACGUGGAAUACAUACAUCAGGCAGGGAACCAGUUAUCCUACUUUCGUUUGGGGGUGGAAUAAAGAUCCACUGUGUGUCUUCUUUUAAAACUUCAAGCAGUUCUAAUGCUGUAUAAUUAUUUUUUUUCUUUGUGGUUAAAUGGCCUGGAGAAUUGUUGCUUUCUUUAUGAUAAAUUAUACUUUUACCUUUGUGUGAGAAACUAUCUAUUAUGUAAUAGGUAUUUUCCGGGGAUCCUGGUUUCUGUGGGGAAUAUUCAGGCCAUACUAUGAACCCCCCUGUUUCCUGAUCUUAGGAAAAGGGAUUUUAUUGGGGACAGAUAGGUUCUUCAUAUAAUCCUGUGCAGCAGCCACUGCAGUAACCAGAUAACAGCUGGUAUGAAGGGUUGAGCUUCUCUAUCUGACAUCACUGUUCAGUCGUGCAGGAAGCGGCACGUGACAGGCUUGCGGUCUCCUCGGCAAUGCAUGCUUCAUACAGAUUGGUAGACUUGUACAAGUUUAGCAUAAAGGCCAAUAAACAGGCAAUACUCUUCAUAGGAUUUUUGCCAUAAAAACACUUCCCCCAUU
Molecule: messenger RNA, 1879 nt
Organism: Pseudophryne corroboree (corroboree frog)
Lineage: Eukaryota; Metazoa; Chordata; Amphibia; Anura; Myobatrachidae
Gene: C11H11orf58
Product: chromosome 11 C11orf58 homolog
Exons: 5
Coding region: 53-1087 (344 amino acids)
Source: RefSeq, a predicted model, not a curated record